UGUCUCUCACUGGCUAAAACCGGUCGCUAGGCUCCUCCCUCUUACAAUUGCGACAAAUAGAACAAGUCACUAGCAUACGUAGCUUGGGUUCAUUGGUUGAUAAAAAUCCCUUUGUUAAUAUGUCUCAAGAUAAGAGUGCAUGCACACAGUACAAUAAGCCUGUCACUGAAAUAAAUAGAUCUUUUUCGGAAUCGGAUAUGAGUACAAUUGGUGGUACCGAAUACACAACGCCAACUUCAACGAGGCACAUGUUUGUCUCAACUCGCCUAAAAAGAAAAAGAGAGGAUAUUGAUCUAUCUUCCGAACUGACAAACUUCAAAGAGGAAAUAAAAAAUAUCAUGACGACCAUGAUUAACGAGCAUAGCGCGGAACUAAAAAAAAUCAAUCCUACUUUAGCAGACAUAAAAAAUACAAACCACAAUAUUGAAAACUCAAUUGCAUUUCUCAUGGCGCAAAAUGAUGAGUACAAGAAAAAAAUUGAAAAAUUGGAACAACAGUCACAGCAAGAUCGGUUAAAUAUAGCAACCCUGGAGGAAAAAAUUGAAGAAAUGCAUAAGGGCAUGAGAAAGGCUAAUUUUGAAAUUAAAAAUGUCCCAAAAAAGAUGAAUGAAACAAAAGAAGACUUACUCGAAAUGGUUAAGUGUCUGACUUCAAACAUUGGCUGCCCUCUUCCCAAAACCGAGAUUAAAGAUAUUUACAGGCAACGCUCUAAGAAGGAAGGUAUUAAAAACUCGACUAUCUUGGUUGAGACUACUUCAACGUUGCUUAAGAACGACAUCAUAAAAAUGUGUAAAGCUUUCAAUAUAAAACACAAGUCUAAAUUGUGCGCUAAACACCUAGGACUCCAUAUCAAUGAAGAUACUCCGAUUUAUAUAUCUGAAAAUCUAACGCCAAAAGCAUCUAGACUCCUUUUUCGUGGUAAAGAGUUGGUGAGAUCAAAGGCAUAUAAAUAUUGCUGGACUUCGUAUGGUAAAGUAUAUUUAAGGAAAGAUGAUAAUACACCUAUACUCUUACUCAAGACGGAAGCUCAAAUACAGCAAAUAAUGCAAUCCUGCUGA
Molecule: messenger RNA, 1058 nt
Organism: Pieris rapae (cabbage white)
Lineage: Eukaryota; Metazoa; Arthropoda; Insecta; Lepidoptera; Pieridae
Exons: 2
Coding region: 120-1058 (312 amino acids)
Source: RefSeq, a predicted model, not a curated record